This is a messenger RNA of Manihot esculenta (cassava), 3116 nucleotides long. RefSeq names its product pentatricopeptide repeat-containing protein At3g50420. The transcript has a single exon. NCBI's taxonomy places the organism in Eukaryota, Viridiplantae, Streptophyta, Magnoliopsida, Malpighiales, Euphorbiaceae. Gene Ontology annotation, biological process: RNA modification. Gene Ontology annotation, molecular function: protein binding; RNA binding. Bases 614 to 2746 code for a protein of 710 amino acids. The record is from RefSeq and is a predicted model, not a curated record.
UCUAUCAUCUUGAUAAAAAAGUUACAGUCCUCGUGACGCAGGUCUAAUCCAUCCAAGGAUUUCUUGUCACAAGCAGGUCUCGAAGCCGCUUCUCUGUUCAAUAAUUAUGUUUGUUAAGAGAGAUAAUAAAAACUUGCAUUAUGAGAAUCGCAGUCAAAUUCCAGCUCAUGAAGACCCACGAGAGGGCAAUUAGAAGAUCCUUCUCCUGUGGUUGGUUGAAGAAAUCACUCGUGUUUCAUCGGAUUCAACAAGCUGACGACAAAAUUGAAGUAAACCCUAAAAGGUAUAAGAUUUUUAAAGAAUUUCAUGGUGAAUGGAAUAACCUAAUCGUCGAUCAUCGUGGUUAAAGACACAUUUCCCGGCGAAAAUUUCUGUCUCUUUAAGCUUCAAAAUGAUGACUGCGAGUAUAAGAUACAGUGACGAUGGUGCUACUGCUAGCCCUGCACUGCUAGUGCUGAAUUGCUGAACGCAGCUUCGUGAUUGAGCGAAAACGCUGCGUUUUGACUAUCAGACGCAGCGAACUGGAUAAAAACGGUGCGAAUUAGUGGGUUUGAAUUGAAAGCCGAUUCAAUUUGGCGGGUGAAGUCUGGAAAACUCAGUUCAGGUCUUUUUGAUGCAUCCCUUAAGUGAAGCUUCCAUUUUAGCAACUCUAAUACAGAAGUGUACCACCGUUACCUCCCUUAGAAAAGCCCGGCAACUCCACGCUCUAAUCCUUACCACCAUUGCUUCCCCCAGCUAUGCACAGUCUCCGUUCCCCAAUAACAACCUCAUUGCAAUGUAUGCGCAUUGUGGUUCUGUUUUGGACGCGCAACAGCUGUUUGACAGAAUGCCUCGAAGAAAUGCUAUUUCUUAUAAUGCUCUCAUUGCAGCGUAUUCUAGAGAUCCUAGUUAUGAGAUUUUGAAUUUCAAGUUACUUUCACAUAUGGGAAACCAAGGCCUGCGUCCUACUGGCGCAACCUUUACAAGCUUACUGCAAGUGUGUUGUUCCCUUGAGGAUUGGUUUUUGGGCUCAUUGCUUCAUGCUCAAGUUGUAAAAUCUGGGUUUGUGAACGAUAUUUGUGUUCAGACAUCGUUGCUUGGCAUGUACUCCAAUUGUGGGGAUUUGGACUCCACGCAGAAGGUGUUUGAUUCCAUAGUGGAGAAAGAUGUGGUUGUGUGGAAUUCAAUGAUAUUUGGGAACAUCAAGAAUGAGAGGAUGAAGGAUGGGCUUUGUAUAUUUAUUGCAAUGCUAAAGUCUGGUGUUAUUCCUACCCAGUUCACAUUCUCAAUGGUGUUUAGUGCUUCUAGCAAAUUGCAAGAUUCUAAAUCUGGACGAGUAAUUCAUGCCCUAGUCAUUAUUUUGAAUAUACUAUCUGAUUCAGCUUUACAGAAUGCCUUGCUUGAAAUGUACUGCAGCUGUGGUGACACCAAAAAUGCAUUUAAUGUCUUUAGCAGAAUUGAGAACCCAAGUUUAGUUUCAUGGAAUUCGAUGAUUUCUUGGUGUGCAAAAAAUGGAGAGGGAGAGAAAGCUAUGGAUAUGUUUGUCAAGUUUCUUGGAAUGUCUGUUUCUAAACCAGAUGAGUAUACUUUUACUGCAGUUAUUUCCGCAACUGCUGAAUUUCCAGCUACUGCUUAUGGGCAACCUCUCCAUGCCCAAGUUAUGAAAGCAGGGCUGCAAUGGAGUGUCUUCAUAGGUACUGCACUAUUGUCAAUGUAUUUCAGAAACAGUGACACUGAAUCUGCUCAAGGGGUCUUCAGUUUGAUGAAGAAGAAGGAUGUUGUUCUCUGGACAGAAAUGAUUAUGGGUCACCGUAGGUUGGGUUAUGGAGAAACUGCAAUAAAAUUAUUCUGCAAGAUGUGUCUGGAAUGCCAUAAGUUUGACAGUUUUGCUAUUAGUGGAGCUCUGAGUGCUUGUGCUGACCUUGCAAUUUUAAAGCAAGGACAGAUGAUUCACACUCAGGCUGUUAAAACAGGGUGUGAUGCUGAAAUGUCUGUUUGUGGUAGCCUUAUAGAUAUGUACGUGAAAAAUGGUAACCUACAAGCUGCAGAGUUAAUAUUUACUCAAGUUUCCAAUCCUGAUUUGAAGUGCUGGAAUUCAAUGAUUGGUGGAUAUAGCCUUCAUGGAAUGGCAGAGGAGGCUAUGAUGCUUUUUGACGAGGUCUUAGAAUAUGGUCUAAAUCCAGAUCAAGUAACAUUUUUGUCUCUUCUGUCUGCUUGCAACCAUAGUGGCCUGGUUGAAAAAGGGAAAUCCUUGUGGGACUAUAUGAAAAAGAAUGGCAUUAUACCAGGUCCAAAGCACUAUAGUUGUAUGGUAAGUUUAUUAAGUCGAGCAGGAUUACUGGACGAGGCAGAAGAACUCAUUAGCGAAUCAACCUAUAGCGAAGAGCAUUUGAAACUAUGGAGAACUUUGCUAAGCUCUUGCGUGAACAGAAGGAAUUUGAAAAUAGGUGUUCGGGCAGCAGAACAAGUGUUAAGGUUAGAUCCACAAGAUGGUGCAACACAUAUUUUGCUUUCAAAUCUUUAUGCUGCUAUAGGGAGAUGGAAUGAUGUUGCAGAACUGAGGAGAAAGAUAAGAGGGUUAAUGUUGGAAAAGGAUCCUGGAAUAAGCUGGAUAGAGGACAAGAAUGAUAUUCACGUAUUCUCUUCUGAUGACCAAGCAAACCCUGUGAUUGAAGAAGCCCAAGCUGAAGUGCAUAGACUACAAGGGAACAUGAUGAGAUCAGUUAAAGAUGAAUAUGAAUUAGAUGCAAGGAUAUUUUCUACUUAGGACAUCAAAUUCAAGAUUAUCUGACAAGGGAGAAGCUCGGUACAGAAUAGCUGUGUGUUUCAUUCCCCAAGUGAUUAUGUAAGCAUCAAAGCCCCAACUCCUGCAAGCUUUCCAACAAAAUCAUACCCAAUCGAGAGAUGAACAAUAUGCCUGCUGUUGGAUGACCAUUUGGCUAACUUGAGGUGUCUGAACUCUAAACCUUGGUAAUUCCUUAGCUCAGUUGUUGAAACGUAGUUGUGGAAUUAGAAAGGGAGAAAAAAAUAUUUUUUUCGUACCAACAGUUUUGAUCUAUAAGCUUAAUUUUCUGUCAGGUGUAAAGAAUAAACAGAACAAUUUUCUUGGAGAAACAUGCAAUUUGGUCUUUGUAUUA